AUGGGAGGAGGAAGAAAGAUUGUGUUGUCUCAGAUUCGGAGCUUUCCUCAAGUGUCACCGAGUGAGGACGAAGAGGCCUUUGUACGGGAGAGGUCUCUCCGACAGAAGUCAACGAGGACUGAUGAACUAAUGGAGGGAAAGAGGAGGAGGCGUAAGAAGGUGAGACAUUGCGAAGAUGAUGAGGAGGACGAGAAGGAGACAAAGAGGAAGAGGAAGAGAAAGAAAAAGAAAGAUGAAGACGUAACACGGCCCAAGGAAGUGAAGCCCGAUGACGUGAAACUGGUUGGUGGGCCGGUUAAAGUUAUGGGUGGAGGAAGAGGGAGAAAAACCCAUUACCGGCAGUUUGAGUACGGCGGUAACAGAUACGGGCUGGAGGAUUCAAUGCUGUUGAAUCAAGGACACUAUAGUCCAAUGCCUUAUGUUGCCAUUAUCAAGGAUAUUACCCAAAAACAAAAUGGACGCAUUAGGAUUCUGGUACAGUGGUUCUAUCGUCAAGAAGAAGCAAAGAAAAAGGGUGGUGGGUACUGGAAAGUAAAUGAUAAACGAGGACUGUUCUACAGUUUCCAUCGUGGUGAGGCCCCAGCAGAAUCUGUGAUGCAUAGAUGCAUGGUGUAUUUUGUUCCAGCUCAUAAGCAACUUCCGAAACGCAGAGAUAACCCCGGUUUUAUCGUGCAAAAGGUGUAUGAUACUGAUGAGAAGAAGCUGCGUAAUUUGACUGAUAAGGAUUAUGAAGUUGCAAAACAACAUGAAAUUGACAUCCUUGUGGAAAAGUCAAUUUCGCGAUUGGGUGAUCUUCCUGACCUUGAAAUUGAUUUAAUAGAUGACGCUUAUCGUAACAAGUAUUCGGCCAAGCUUCUGAAGCAGUCAAGAACAUAUGCUAUAAAGCUGGUGAUGAACCAAAUGUGGGUUCAGAUGGAUCCCAUCUUCAACAGGCUGAGAGCGGAUCUCAAGAGAAUCCAUUAA
This is a messenger RNA of Eruca vesicaria subsp. sativa (arugula), 963 nucleotides long. Lineage: Eukaryota; Viridiplantae; Streptophyta; Magnoliopsida; Brassicales; Brassicaceae. The record is from the annotation of a GenBank genome assembly.